This is a messenger RNA of Paraglomus occultum, 356 nucleotides long. The record is from the annotation of a GenBank genome assembly. Lineage: Eukaryota; Fungi; Glomeromycota; Glomeromycetes; Paraglomerales; Paraglomeraceae.
UUAGAAAAGUUUCUGGCACAAAGCGAUCUGUUCCAGCCAUACAACAACGGAAGUUAGUUCGCAGUGGUACCACAGCUGUACAGCACAAAAAUACGAGGCAGACGAGGCGACGGGCCCCUUCAAGAGUGAGUGUGAAACUGACUAAAAAGGCUAAUUUUGCAGUAAGGUCUGAGGAUGAAGAAGAAUAUUACUCUGAUAGCUCUUCACCAACUUCUGAAGAAUCGGAAGAGGAAGACUCUAGGAGAGAGCGAGUCUACAACUCAUCAGAUCAAGAAGAAAUUGACUCUGAAGAGGAUGAAAACAAUUUACGUCAGUCUUUCGGAUUAAAAAAAAAAAGCCAUAAAUUCUGGUUCUAG